Molecule: messenger RNA, 3465 nt
Organism: Laccaria bicolor S238N-H82
Lineage: Eukaryota; Fungi; Basidiomycota; Agaricomycetes; Agaricales; Hydnangiaceae
Exons: 5
Coding region: 1-3465 (1154 amino acids)
Source: RefSeq, a predicted model, not a curated record
AUGGGCAACUUUCAACAGCUUUCACCAUGGCCCAUCGGCAUCAAAGUUCAUAUGGAUAAAUCUACGUUUAUCGUCGUGCGACCUGUUGUUCUUAUUGACCGAAGAACCUCCAUAGCCCUCGUCGCUACUGCCUCCCUGGACCUCUGUCGCUUAGUUGUCUUGUUCCCAUGUUACGAGAUGAAAGUCAAGCUCAAGUGGAUCGUUAACCUUGCUACGAAGAUUCGAACCAGGCGUGGCUCACGCGCCCGAACAGAAACCACCGAAGUUGCAUCCAAUGAGGAGGUCGACGAGCCCGGCGGGCGACCUCGAAGAAAGCUUUUCGCCAGGAUAAAGAAACUGUUCAAACGAGCCGACCGCAACCCAGUGGGGGAAGACGUACUGCAAGAAAACUACAAUCAUCCCAGAGUCCCCGCAGUCCCCGUUGGAACCCCCCAGCUCGCUGAACGUAUCCCAUCCACUGUCAUUCUCAAAGACCAAACCUCCGUCAUUCCACUCUCAGAGGACCACUAUGGCCACUCACCCCCCAUUACGCUGGGUGAGGGUACGAUAGCAGGUCCUUCAACCCUUCAACCACCUCUCAACAGGACCGGUUCUCCGAACUACGGCCCUUCUGCAUCGGUGUCAACUGAACACUUUACUGUUCCCUUGCAGCGACGUGAUCCUCGGGUUCCAAGUUCAAUUUCACCGAGGGAGGGCUCAUUGUUUACCGAAUCGAAUGAGGAUGGGGAUGAGUGCGACUCAGUGUAUUACACCCCACCUAGCAAAAUCGAUUCGGUAUACCUUCAUUCUUCUAAUGCCAAUGGAAGUGUGGAGGAUGUGUUGGCUUUGGGUCAUGGCCAUGAUCACGCCGACGAAGAAGUUCCAGUAGACAUCCACUCCCCCAUUGACCGCGAUUCACUCGGCUCCUCUCCCGCUGGAAUUGAGGACAACAACGAUCCACGCACCUCACGCGGCCCUCUCGUCAUCUCUGAACGACCCAUUGGCCCCAUCUCUGAAACGUCCACUGGUAGCGCUAGCCCAGCGAGCCCAAGCUCAGCCCCAGAACGACCGCUACCUCCUCGGCAACUGACAUGGAUGUCUUCGGGGAGCUCGUAUUUCUCUUUGAGUCGCUCUCAGACGGAGGAUUACGUCUCCUUGAGUCGCUCACAGACGGACGAUUACGUCUCCUUGAGUCGCUCACAGACGGACGAUUACGUCUCCUUGAGUCGCUCACAGACGGACGAUUACGUUUCCUUGAGUCGCUCUCAAACGGAUGAUUACGUCUCCUUGAGCCAGUCUCAGACUGAGGAAAGCUUUUCCUUCGGCCGCUCUCAAACUGGGGGGUCGUGCAGCCCACUGUCCCAGUUUUCAAUCUUGAAAAGACUACCACCCAACCGUUCCUCAUCGUCCGACGCAUUUGCAGGAAGCUUAAGUCAAUCUCUGACCCUAUCUUCCCCAGACCUAUCACGGAGAUCCAUCAACAACUUCUUACCCACCGAACUCAUCACGCGGAUCCUAAGUCAAUGCUUAUGUCUCCCCAUAGGGUGUUUCGAUGGUACACUUUUGCGUCGGAUGAAGAGGACGUGCUGUCAACUACGACUUGUGUGUCCCAAGUGGAACGACCUCAUCGUCUCAGCGCACCUCAUCUUUUCUUCUGUAGCGCCUUCGUCGUUGUCGCUGCGCGUACCACCUGCAGAGGAGGUAUUGUCGUGGUAUACAGGGCAAAUCACGAGGAAGAGUGUGGUUGAUAACUUAUCUCUCCCCCUGAGACGAGAUUUUGGGGAUAGUGGACCGUACCAUCCUGAUCUUGAUUUCCUUCGCGUCUUAUCAUCCGCCAUACCCAAAUGUCGAGCGCUGAAAGUAUCUUUACCACUCGGCCUCGCUGCCGAUUGGCUGCAGCCCGAUAAUAACAACAAUGCGACACCAAUGUCCCUCGCUACGCCUAACCUCCGCUACUUAUCCUGGACGUUCAACCUCCCCUUAUCGGCUCCCAUCCCACCUGGAUUCAAGUUCCCGUGGUUCGCACUGAGACAUGUCCAGCAUGGAUUGACGUGGUCUUUGUUAACUACUGUGGAGCUUGAUUGUCCACUCACGAUCGAAGAUUGUUUGUUCGUCCUUUCGGAGGGACGAGAUAACCUCGAAUGUGCAUCUUUUAGAACUGUUGAUGGGCUUGGGGAAGAAUGGUUAUCUACAAUCACAUUGCUCAAGUUGGACUCCCUGUCCGUUGAGGGAGUUGGCGAUCUAGGACCGCUGUUUUCGGACCUGAGGAUGGAAUGUCACCGACGCUUGGGGAUGACUUCACAUACGCGUGGGGAGGAGGUGUGUCUGGCUACCCCCAGUCCGCAUGCCUUGAAUGUUUGUUGGGAAACUUUGACGCAUGUUGAUCUGUUCUGCCAUUUGACGAGGUCUGACCUCGUGAGGUUGAUGGGCGGAGGACUAUGUAAUCUCGUUUCUUUUCAAUGGAGGGGACACCUCACCCCCGAUGCGGAUGCCAAUGCUUCCAUUCCCAUGCAGACGUUGGACCGCCUAACGGAAGUGAUGGUGUAUUCGAACAAAGCAGGCUGCGAAGCCAUCCUCGACAUCUUAACCGAAUCACGCACGUCGUUGAGGAAGAUCAUCGUCGACAAGCACGUCAUGCAUUUCUCCGCACCCCCGAUUUCGUUGCCGGGAGAGCGGGCUUCAAUGCGUAAUCACAAAUUGAACGAGAUGAAAGCUGCGCUGUAUAGCAUCACACUGAACGACGUCGAACAUCCCAUCAGUAUAAGCGAUGCAUGGGCUAUCCUCUCGCAGUGCCCACAGUUAAAGGAGCUUGACGUUCGUGUUGCAGGGUGUGUGCCGCCCAGCUCUGGCCGGCGACUUGCGGGCGAUGAGUUGAGUUCGGAUCUUCAAAUACUCAAAUUGGAUUUAGACGUUCCUGUUUCUAUCCUCUUCCGGAAUUUAAGCCUACCCAAGCUAGCCACACUGGAGAUGGCGUUUUCACGAAGCAAUCGCAUGUGUGCUGAAGGUCUUGAUGCCGCCCUUGCACGCUGGGGUUGCCCUCUCACACGCCUCCUUCUGCGAAAGUCGAAUAUCGGCGAGGAAACCAUAAUCAAGUGCCUAACGAGCGUCUCUUCGACUUUGAAAGAUCUCCUUAUCUACGGCGAUGGUCCUCGAUCCGGGUGGACAAUGGGUAAACUCGCGCUUAAGCGGCUUACAUUAAAGGCAGGACUAAAUCACGAUCUAUGUCCCAAGCUCGAGAGCCUCACUUUGGAACCGUGCGUUGCGCCAGAUGGGGCGUUGGCUCAGCUGUUGAGGUCGAAGGCACCGCCACUGAGGUGCUGUAACUGGAUGUGUGAUACGUGCAUUGAGAAGAUCGUUCCGCUGAGGAGGGUGAGGGUUUCUUUUCUGAAGGCGGUGGUUCCGAAUAUGAGUGAUGUUCGGGAGGAGGAUGUGAAGAUGAUAGAGAGGUUGAAGACGACAGGGAUGGAUAUUGAGCUCGUUGACUAG